UUUUAAAAAUUAUAUUCAUUUACAGAUAUUGUGCAGUUUGGCCAUGCUCUGCAUCAACAUCUGCAGUCAUAAAAAUUAUUAACGGCUUUUACAUAAUUUUUAAUUUUGUGCUCCUCAUUCUUUAUUUGAUAACUCUGGCUUUUGACUUGUACUACAAUUCUACAGAUAUGAAUGUCUAUGGUAACGACGGAUGCUACGUAUUAGGCACAGUCAUGAUUAUGUUUAAAGGAUACAAGUUUCGAAUGAUGUAUGAAAAACUUUCGACGCUCAUCGAUGAUGUCUAUGGUCCAAUCGACACAUUAAUAAGGACUUCAGAUCGAGGAAUGGUAGCUACCAUCAAACACAGUAUAUUUUUUGAAUUCAUCCAUUUCUGUGCAUUUUUGGGUGGAUGCCUAUCACUUUCGUUCACCAUAAUCGUAUUAACACCUCGAGAAAAAGGGGAGCUCCCGAUUAGAGGUGUAUACCCUUUUAAUUCCACCAUAACGCCGUACAAUGAAAUGGCGCUGUUUUAUCAAUCUUACUGUGUAAUCUACUGUCUCCUAAUAAUAGUAGCGCUGGACAUAAUGAUAAUAGCCUUCAUUAGAUGGGUGACGGUUCAAAUGAAAGCAUUAACCGCGAAUUACAAAAAUUGCAAUUCUGAAACAGCGAAACGUGCGACUUUAAUUUCAGCAGCAGAAACAUUGAAAAUGAUUAAUGGAUUUCAGUCAUGGAAGAUAACUGAUGAUGAUUUGGAAAUACGGACAUUUUUGUCUUUUGAGAAGAGCGAGGCUGAAAAUAGUGAUGAUGGGUUUGUUUGGCGAUUCAAAACAUGUGUUAAACAUCAUCAGAGACUUUUGAAGGUUAUGCUUAAUCUUAAUGCUACUCUCAGUCCGUUUAUAUUGGUACAAUUUGGAAUCAGUACGUUGAUUAUAUGCGUGAGCGGUUUCCAAUGGAUUUCAGUGAGUAAUACAGGCAAUCACGGGAAUUUAAUUAAGUAUACAGUAUUUUUAACAAUAUGCUUUGCUGAACUAUUAUUUUGGUGUUUUUAUGGCGACGCUUUUAAUUAUACCGCGGACGCUAUAACGCACAGCCAAUGGAUGUCUGGUUGGGAAGAUGCAUAUAACAAAAAAAACGAUUACAAUAUCAGCAACCUAUUGACGAUUCCGAUGAAUCAAUCGAUCAGACGCUUGGAAAUAAAAGCUUUCGGAAUGUUUUCUUUGUCCAUGCCGACAUUUCUUUCAGUUGUCAAAAGCUCGUAUUCUGUUUUAGUACUUAUGACCACAGCUACUGAAGAAGAAUAA
Molecule: messenger RNA, 1280 nt
Organism: Cotesia congregata
Lineage: Eukaryota; Metazoa; Arthropoda; Insecta; Hymenoptera; Braconidae
Source: the annotation of a GenBank genome assembly